AUGUCAUCAAACAAGAUUGGGAAAUCUUCAAUGCUGUAUGAUAAUUUGACUAUCCAAGAUCCAAGGUCAAAGUCUUUGAAUUCAUAUAGCACAUAAUAAUCUAUCAAAGAAUCAGAUACAAAUUCAAGAUCAACAUUUGGUGUGAUGAAUAUUCAAGAUUGUCUAUAAAUACUUUGUGAUAAAAUAGAUGAAAGAUUUAAAAAGGUUGCUAUAGCCUUUAGAUUUUUCGAUUUGAGGUCGACUGGGAAAAUAUCUUUUGCUGACUUCUCAUAUAUUGUUGACUAGCUCUAGAUUAGAUUCAAUCGCUAUUAAGUAUAGAAUGUGUUUAAGUAAUUAGAUUCAGAUUUCGAUGGAUUUGUAACUUACAAUGAUUUCUGUGAAUUAUGCGAAGAAAGAAGGAGGCAAAUUGAUCCAUUCGUCGAUUCUGUAGUUAAAAAAAUAAGAUUGAAAGAAUCCUAAUCAGGCUUAAAUGGCUCGACUAUAGAAUAGAGUGAUGGUGAAGAAAAGGAAAUCUUUAUUAGCAAGUAGCUUAAAGAAUUUAAAAUAAGACAGAAAAAUUUGAGAAAAUAAAAAGUUCCAAGUUUAAAAUCUAGAGCAUCCACCUAGGAUAAUGCAUCUAAUAGAUAAAAUGAAUCAAUAAGUCCAAAUAAGAAGUUGAUAUUAGCUCAGUAAAAUUUUAAGAGUGAGCUUACUCCUUCAGAAUUAUCAAGAAAACUGAAAUCAGCAGGUGCUUUCGGAAUUCCAUCAGAUCAUUUAAGAAAGAAGGUUUUCGAAGCAGAUUAAACUGGAGGUGAUAUUAAAAAUAUACUAAACUAUAACUAUGAAAAAGAGUAUAUUGAAAAAGCUUAAUUGAUUGAUAAACUAUAUUAAGAGAAAAAAGGGAAGUAGAAACUUUCUAUGAUAGGAAAUAGAAGCUAUUAGGGUUUGAAUUCAUCUGGCUAAACUAUGGCUAAUAAAAAACGAAACGAAAAUAUAUAAAGAAGAUUGAAGGUGAUCAACAGCAAUACAUUAGACUAGUAAUUACAGAGCCCAAAGAUAAACAUUUCGAAGUAGACUUACUACUCAAAACAAAUGAUAUAGAAUUAUCUAGAUGAAAAAAUAAAUGAUCCUCCAAAGCAGAAGUUGAUGCAAAAUAAAACAUUCAUUGGGUCAAUAAGAUAAAAUAUUAAUAAUAGUUUCUUAGAAUAACCUGGAAUAAACUACAAUUAUUCCUAAAGAGAAAAUUCGGUAAAUGCUUUCAAAAGAAAUGAUAGCGAAACAAAUUAGGAUGUCAUAUUAAUAAAUAAUCAGAAAGAUUCUUUGAGUAAUGCAAACAAUUCUUAAAAGAAACCAAUAUAAAAUAUGGUCAGAGUUUAAAGACCAAACACUAGCUCAUCAUUUAAUACAAUUUCAACUGGUGCCACUAAAUCUAUAACUGAUGAAAAGCAAAAUUUUAGUAUUCAUCAAUUUCUUAAAAAUGAUCAGAAAUCAAGACAAACUAAUUAGUCAAAGGGAGGAUUUGAAAAUAGUAGCAUCAAAAGGCUUAAUCUAGAAUUAUAAAUUAAGAAUUUGAAUAACCAUCGCCACCUUCUAAACCCAUAAACCAAACUAAUCUUAGGUCUAAAUCUAACACACGCUAAUCAAAGAAGUGAUCUCAAAAUAGACAAUUCUAGCUGGCACCAUUAAAAGUUUAAGCUACUCAAAUGGCACCUAAAGUCUACAAAGUCAAGCCAGUUAAUAAACUAUCUUAUAAAGAUCAUCUUCAACCAAAACUUAACGCUGCGGGCUAUCUUAUUAGCAGUAAAUAUGUAAGUAAUUCUAUUUACUGAUGAAAAAUAGGCAAGAGACUAUGAUUUAUCAAAUCCAUAAUAAGAUGAUAAUCAUGAGGACUUUAAUGGCUUUACGGGAGAGGAGGAAAUCAAGUCAUAAUAAUAAUCAUUUUAGAACAAAACUUUUAAGGGCAAUCAAACAAGCAGAGUUUAUGACAUGCAAAUAAAGCAAUUACAAAGAAAUAAAUAUGGGCAGAAUAGUUCAACUUCUCGUUUGAGUGGGGCUUAGUCUAUCAGAGAUAGUUAGCUCAAACAAAAUUAUAAUAAAAUACAAAAUUAGAAAGCCACUAUUGGUGGAUUGAGUGGAAAUAUUUAGGAGACUUAAACUUAACAAAUAAUUAAAUCUGCUCGAGAAUCAUAAUUAGAAUCAAGAGUUGGCGAACCAGAUAGUUAAGUCAGAGCAUCAACAACAUAAGAUUUAAAGCAUGUCAAAUCAAUGGUUAAUGUAAAUCAAAGUCCCUCUCCACUUUAAAAUACAAGUGUGAAUGACUUAGCUGUUUCUAACGAUCUGUUAAUAAAAUAAAGAGAACGAUAGUAGAAAGAAGUGGAGGUUCAAUUAAUGAUGAAUAGGAUUAAGCUACUAGAGUAAGAGGAAGAGAAGAUCAAGAAAAAGAUAGAUCUUACUAAGAAAAAAGCAACUGAAAUUAUGUCAAAUAAAGAAAUCAAUGACUAAAAGUAAAGGGAAAAGCUAUAAUAACAAGAAGCCUAUGAAAGAGAAUUAGAGGAGUAAAGAUCUAAGAAUCAGUUCAUGAAAGAUUAAAUAAAGAAGGAAAUGAUGAUUAAACAGAAGGAAAUUCAGGAAAGGUUGAUUAAUGAGGCAAGAUAUAGGAAAUAGAUGAAAAUUGAGAAUGAGCAUGUGAUUAAGGAAAAUUCACAGUUGUUUAAGAUGGAGAAUAAAACAAAAAGAGAUAAGGUAAAAGAAACUGAAAGCUAGACUAAAGCAAAUCUUGAAAAGUUUAGGUAAUACAGAGAAGAAAUGGGAAAAGGAAAUCUUGAAAAUAGAGUUGAAUAGGAGAAUCAAAAGCUUUCAUAGGCUGACCAAAUUUUAAAGUAACUAGAGCAAAGAGAGUAGGCAAUAAUUGAAAGAUUAAAGCACACUUAAAAGACUGAAAAUAAAGUAAGACAAAUGUUAGUCGAUGCAAUUCAAGUAACAUCUACAAGCAAAAAGAUGAGAAUCUAAUUUGAAAAGUAAAGCUAAAGUUCCCAACAGUUCUUUAAUGUUCAAAAUAAGGAUGGCUCUAAAACUGCUAGAUGA
This is a messenger RNA of Stylonychia lemnae, 3063 nucleotides long. The record is from the annotation of a GenBank genome assembly. NCBI's taxonomy places the organism in Eukaryota, Ciliophora, Spirotrichea, Sporadotrichida, Oxytrichidae.